AUGACACUUCAGAAUGUGAAGAUGGGUCUCAUGCCAACUGGAGAUCAGAAGUUUCGAAGAGAUGUGUCGCGCAGCCUGGAAGUUCCUAUCCACUUAGAUGAUGAGGAGGUGAGUCUGGCCAAAUCCGCCCCAAAGAAUUUGUACGAAUUGUUUGGAACUUCUGCGACGGCAGAUGAAAAGGAUAUCAAGAAGAAGUACUACGAUUUGCAAAAGCUUUGCCAUCCUGACGUAGCUGGACCGGAGGGUGAGGAGAUGUGCAUUCUUCUGAACGAUGCCUGGGAGUUGCUUUCGGAUCCUGAGAAGAGGAAGGACUAUGAUGCGCAGAUCGAGUUGGCCAAACCUGCCGCUUUGAUGAAGGUUGCCCCAGAGGUCUCCACGGAUCUGGCCCCCACUUGGAAGGGUGCGCGCAAGACUUUGAAACACCACUCAGACUACACUGGGAUCCCACUGUCUCGCAGCAAAUGGACGCAAGUACCCCCUGAAGAUCGUGGGGAGAAGCAUGCGCAAGAGAAGAUGGUCUUUGUGGAUGAGUGGGCCUGCAUUUGCUGCCGAAACUGCUGCGAUGUGGCACCUCAAACCUUCUGCAUUCAGAACGACAACGGACGUGCGAAUGUCUACACGCAGUGGGGAAACUCUGAGGAGUACCUCGAUUACGCCGUUGCUUCAUGCCCUGUGGACUGCAUCUACUGGGUCAGUCGGGAGGAACUGCAGGUCUUGGAGUAUGUCACUGCGGAAAAGAUGGUGGAAGAGAAGGGACAGUUGCCUUGCCCUCUGUCCUUCAUGCAGGGAAUGUUGAACGAACCUCCCAAUGAUCCUUUUGCCGAAGCGAAUCGCUUUAAAGCCAAGAGAGAGGAGGAUGAAAGGAGAAAGCAAUUAGCCUCAAAGGAUGAUGCCACUGCCAAGAUGGAGGUUUGGUUCCAAAGGAUCCUAAAAGUCUUUGAGAAUCUCUCCGAGAAGCUACGCAGAAGCGUCAUGCCCUACAUUCAGAAGUGA
Messenger RNA from Cladocopium goreaui, 993 nucleotides. The record is from the annotation of a GenBank genome assembly. Lineage: Eukaryota; Dinophyceae; Suessiales; Symbiodiniaceae.